Messenger RNA from Gadus macrocephalus (Pacific cod), 3024 nucleotides. RefSeq names its product R-spondin 1 (gene rspo1). The record is from RefSeq and is a predicted model, not a curated record. NCBI's taxonomy places the organism in Eukaryota, Metazoa, Chordata, Actinopteri, Gadiformes, Gadidae. Bases 798 to 1688 code for a protein of 296 amino acids. The transcript has 8 exons.
GCGGGGUGGGUCGGACCCGAGGCUCACGGGGUUUGAUCAUCAGGGUCCGGGAUCGGCAGUAGGACGCGGCGUUGCGCAGAGGUGGAUCUAGGAGAUUUGAGUCGCCCUUCAUUUGGUUCCUUUUUGUAUUUUGUUCUUGUCCUUGACACAUGUAUUAUUGCUCUUCUGUCGGACUAUCUCACUUCGGGCAAAUCGAUAAUUGAAAAUAAUCCAAUAUCAAAUCGAAUCCCGAAAUGGCUCUUGGUCUCUUCGUGAAGAUGCAGAAGAUGCUCCGGUCUCCCCCGCGGCGGGUCGCGCAGUAGGAGAAGCUCUCUGAGGAACUGAGAUCAAGUUGUGAUUUGUGACGUGAAGAGCUGCUAUCCCGUCGGAGUACAGAGGAUCUCUAGAAGAACAACUUCCUAUCUGGAACCUUCCAGUGAAGACAACUUCCUGUCUGGAACCCACCAGUGAAGAAAACUUCCAGUCUGGACCUCAUCUCUAGAAGGCCACCUUGUUUCUGGAGCCCCUCCAGUGAAGAUAACGUCUGGAGACCUCUGUAGUAAGUUCCCUCGGAAUCCUCCGACCUCUGCUUCCACCACCACCUCCCCAUCGGUGCCACCCCUACCACCACGCCAACGGCCAUGGCUCGGAGCUCCUCUGGACGGACAGCUCCAGUCCUACAGCCCUCUCCCUGGAGCCAGUGAGCACAGCGCACAGAGAAGGAACAGAAUAGAGGAGCACAAAGGCCAGAGGAGCUGGGAGCCCGUCCCUCUGGCAGCCAGCAGGGGGCGCGCCCGGCCAGAAGCCACACUGGGACUAUGCAGCUGGGGCCGGUGGCGCUGGCACUGGUGAUGCUCAGCUCCAUGAGCACCAGCCUCCCGGAGGAGGGGCUCGCCCAGCCAGCGCUGCCCAGGGCCCGGAGGCACCGACGGGUCAGCGCCGAGGGUCUGGCGGUGUGCCCCAAGGGCUGCGAGCGCUGCUCCGAGUACAACGGCUGUGUCAAGUGCAAGCCCAAACUCUUCAUCUUCCUGGAGCGCAACGACAUCCGUCAGAUGGGGGUGUGCCUGGCCUCGUGUCCCGUGGGGUACUUCGGCAUGAGGAACCCCGAAACCAACCGCUGCACGCAGUGUAAAAUAGAAAACUGCGAGGCGUGUUUCAACCGCAACUUCUGCACCAAGUGUAAGGACGGCUUCUACUCCCACCGGGGGAGGUGUCAUGCGACCUGUCCCCCCGGCCUCACCAACACCAACGGCACCAUGGAAUGCAUCGGCCAGCCGGUGGUGGAGUGUGAGCUGGCCGGGUGGAGCGCGUGGGGCUCCUGUAUGAAGAAGAACAAGACGUGUGGCUUCAAGAAGGGCUCCGAGGCCCGAGUGAGGCUGCCCCUCCGGCCCGGCCCCCCAGUGGAGGGCCCCGGGACCCCACCGGCUCCGCUGGCCCCCCCGCCCUGCGAGCCCCAGACAGAGAGGAGGAAGUGUGUGGUGGUGAAGACGCCGUGCACCAGAGGGAGGAGGAACAAGGGCGAUCGACGGCACGACCCCGGCACCCGAAAGGAGAAAGAGAACAGUCGGGGGAGAGGGAGGGAGGGAGGGGGAGCAGGGGGAGCAGGAGGAGCAGGAGGAGCAGGAGGAGCAGGAGGAGCCAAGAGACGGAAGGCCCAGAGCCAGACCAGCACCCAGCCCGGCUCCACCACCCGCUCCUCCUUCAGCUAACCGGCUCCACCACCCACUCCUCCGUCAGCUAACCGGCUCCACCACCAACCACUCCUCCAUCAGCUAACCGGCUCCACCAUCACCCACUCCUCCGUCAGCUAACCGGCUCCACCACCAACCACUCCUCCAUCAGCUAACCGGCUCCACCACCCACUCCUCCGUCAGCUAACCGGUUCCACCACCCACUCCUCCGUCAGCUAACCGGCUCCACCACCCACUCCUCCAUCAGCUAACUAGCUCCACCACCACCCACUCCUCCAUCAGCUAACCGGCUCCACCACCCACUCCUCCGUCAGCUAACCGGCUCCACCUCCACCCACUCCUCCAUCAGCUAACCGGCUCCACCACCCACUCCUCCGUCAGCUAACCGGCUCCACCUCCACCCACUCCUCCAUCAGCUAACCGGCUCCACCACCCACUCCUCCAUCAGCUAACUGGCUCCACCACCCACUCCUCCGUCAGCUAACCGGCUCCACCACCCACUCCUCCGUCAGCUAACCGGCUCAACCUCCACCAACUCCGUCAGCAGAGAGCGACUGAGAAACAUUUGCAGUUGGGGUUUUAAUAAACUAUCAUGUAGAGAAUCUGAGGUUUGACACCAGGUCUCCCCCAGACCAGGACCAGGUCUCCCCCAGACCAGGACCAGGUCUCCCCCAGACCAGGACCAGGUCUCCCCCAGACCAGGACCAGGUCUCCCCCAGACCAGGACCAGGUCUCCCCCAGACCAGAACCAGGUCUCAACCGGACCAGGACCAGGUCUCCCCCAGACCAGGACCAGGUCUGGCCCAGACCAGGACCAGGUCUGGCCCAGACCAGGACCAGGUCUCACCCAGACCAGGACCAGGUCUCACCCGGACCAGGAACAGGUCUCACCCAGACCAGGACCAGGUCUGACCCAGACCAGGACCAGGUCUGACCCAGACCAGGACCAGGUCUGACCCAGACCAGGACCAGGUCUGACCCAGACCAGGACCUGGUCUCACCCGGACCAGGACCAGGUCUGACCCAGACCAGGACCUGGUCUCACCCGGACCAGGACCUGGUCUCACCCGGACCAGGUCUCACCCAGACCAGGACCAAGUCUGACCCGGACCAGGACCAGGUCUGACCCGGACCAGGACCAGGUCUCACCCAGACCAGGACCAGGUCUGACCCGGACCAGGACCAGGUCUGAACGAGGAACAGGUCUGAACGAGGAGCAGGUCUGAUGAGGAGCAGGUCUGAACGAGGAGCAGGUCUGAACGAGGAGCAUGGAGGGAGAGGAGACCAGCGUGAGGAUCCACAUGAGGGAUGCUCUAACAUCCACACAGGAGGAGCUGGAGAGAGGAGAACACGG